This is a messenger RNA of Lingula anatina, 5318 nucleotides long. RefSeq names its product polyphosphatidylinositol phosphatase SYNJ1. Gene Ontology annotation, molecular function: phosphatidylinositol-4,5-bisphosphate 5-phosphatase activity; nucleic acid binding. The record is from RefSeq and is a predicted model, not a curated record. Lineage: Eukaryota; Metazoa; Brachiopoda; Lingulata; Lingulida; Lingulidae. Gene Ontology annotation, biological process: synaptic vesicle endocytosis; phosphatidylinositol dephosphorylation.
AUUUGACGAUGUUUCACGAGAUGUAAAAAAUCCGGAAAUCGAUCCUCUGAAAAUGGCGAUGAGCAAAAGCUUUCGAGUUUAUCAUAAGUUGGAACCACCCUACAGCGUUCUGUUAGAGUGUAGGAACAAAGAAGAUACUUUGAUGUUUGAGUCAAAUGCAGUGGCAGUCUUAAGUGAUGUAGAGACAGAGACAAUAAAAAAGCAAUAUACAAAGAUUGUGGAUGCCUAUGGUUGUCUAGGUGUACUUACUCUGAGUAUAGUCCAGGAUGGAGCUCUGGUAAAUGUGCUGUACCUAGUUCUUGUAACAGGCUGUAUAUCAGUGGGGAAGAUUCUGGACUCUGAGAUUUUUAAGAUAACUGCAGUUACUUUCAUAUCUCUGCGAAACCAUCCCGAUGACGAGGCCAGGGUGUCUGAAGUCAAGAAAAUACUCAGUGCAGGAACCUUCUAUUUCUCUUGGACAUCUACCAAUGGAGCCCCCUUUGACCUCAGCUUAUGUGCUCAGAAGAAACACCAGGAUCAUGAUACAGAUAGCAGAUUCUUUUGGAACAGAUCUCUUCACUUCCACUUACAACGAUUUAACAUAGAUUGUGAUGAGUGGUUGUUGAAAGCCAUGUGUGGCGGUGUAGAAAUCAGGACAAUCUAUGCAGCACACAAGCAAGGAAAGGCCUGUCUCAUCUCUAGGCUAAGCUGUGAAAGAGCCGGAACUCGCUUCAAUGUUAGAGGAGUUAAUGAUGAUGGUCAUGUAGCUAACUUUGUGGAGAUUGAACAGGUAAUUUUUAUGGAUGAGCAAGUGAGCUCCUACGUACAGACAAGGGGUUCAGUGCCCCUAUUCUGGGAGCAACCAGGUUUUCAGGUUGGCUCUCAUAAGGUGAGGAUGUCCAGAGGUUAUGAAGCUUCUGCUCCAGCAUUUGAAAGACAUUUUAAAACUUUGAAGGACCGUUAUGGUGACCAGGUCAUUAUCAACCUGCUGGGGAGAAAGGAAGGAGAGCAUACACUCAGCCAGGCUUUUAUGAACCAUCACAAAGCUUCCAGCUACAGCCAGGAUAUUCCCUAUAUAUAUUUUGACUUCCACAUGGAAUGCAGAGGGGGAAACACCAAAAACUUAGAGAAACUAAAGUCCAAAUGUCAAAAGCAGCUUGAUGAAUUUGGGUUCUUUUAUGCUGAAGGAAGUGAUGUGCAGAGAGAGCAAAGUGGAGCCCUGAGAACAAACUGCCUGGAUUGUUUGGAUAGAACUAAUUCCGUGCAGACAUACUUUGGGUUAGAGAUCUUGUCCAGGCAGCUUCAAGCAAUGGGACUGGACAGUAAGCCACAGAUGGUGACCAGGUUCCAGGAGGUUUAUAAACAGAUCUGGUCACUGAAUGGAGACCAUGUCAGCAGGAUAUAUGCAGGCACUGGAGCAUUGAGUGGAGGGAAAACUAAAUACAAAGAUGCUGCCAGGUCAGCCACCCGUGCCAUACAGAAUAACUUCCUAGACAGUAGCAAGCAGGAAGCUAUAGACAUGCUGCUCCUAGGCAGCACUAUGAGAAGUGAGCUGGCAGACAAAGCCAGGGCAUUUCUGGCCACAAAUGACAUGCACUUAUCUCAUACCAUGCUAAAGGAAAUGGUGGUGCGUCAUGAAGAGUACACCAAGCCUUCCAGUCUACGUAUCAGUGUGGGAACCUGGAAUGUCAAUGGACAGCCUCGCUUUAGGAGUAUCGCCCACAAAAAUGAGUCCCUAGAAGACUGGUUAUUGGAUGCACCUAAGAUCACAAAGUCUAACAGGCCUGAUCUUAUAGACGAAUCUGUUGAUUAUGAUUAUCCUGUAGAUAUAUUUGCCAUAGGCUUUGAAGAAAUUGUGGAUUUGAAUGCCAGUAAUAUCAUGAGUGCAAGUACAAGUAAUCAGAGAGAAUGGAGUGCAGAAAUUCAGAAGACAAUCUCUAGAGACCACAAGUAUGUGCUCCUCACCUCAGCACAGCUGGUUGGCGUCUGUCUCUUCAUUUUCAUCAGACCUCAGCAUGCUCCUUAUAUUAGGGAUGUAGCAGUAGACACUAUUAAGACUGGCCUGGGUGGGGCUGCAGGGAACAAAGGGGCCAUAGCCAUCCGAUUCCUCUACCAUUCCACUUCCUUGUGCUUCGUGUGUGCUCACUUUGCUGCUGGCCAGAGCCAGGUACAGGACAGGAACAACCAUUACUUUGACAUUAUCAGGAAGGUGGUCUUUCCUAUGGAGGUGUGCAGGGCCAGGACUCUAGAUUCCCAUGAUUAUGUCUUCUGGUGUGGAGAUUUCAACUACAGAAUUGAACUGCCACGAGAAGAAGUUCUUAGCUUAGUGAAUGACGAGAACUGGGGAGCACUGCAAGCCUGUGAUCAGUUGAUAGUCCAAAGAGAAUUAGGAAACGUAUUUAAAGGGUAUAAUGAGGGCAAGCCAAACUUUGCCCCUACCUACAAGUAUGACUUGUACUGUGAUGACUACGACACCAGUGAAAAGUGUAGAGUGCCUGCUUGGACAGACAGGAUACUGUGGAAGAAGAGAAAGUGGCAGAAAGAUGAAGAUCCAACAGCAAAUUCAGGAAAGGUUUUACUAUACAACAGAGCAGAACUGAAGGUGUCAGACCACAGGCCUGUAAUUGCUCUACUGGAUAUAGAAGUUCUGGCUGUGGAUGAGAAGAGGAGGGAAGAGAUCUAUAAGAAUGUGAUCAGUAACCAAGGUCCCCCUGAUGGUACUGUGGUGAUCAGCAUGGCAGAUGGGGGCGAGUUUGAUGACCAGUCAGUGGACGAUGUCCUCAACUUGGUGGCUGAGGCGGGAGAGGUCAUUUUGGUCAGAUUUGUUGGAGAUGACAUGUUGCUCACAUUCAAAAAUGGGAAAAAUGCUCUAAGUGCUCUAAAAUAUGACCAGUUCACAGUGCAAGGCAAAGUCAUCAGUGUAAUGCUGAAGACUCAAGACUGGCAGGCUAAGAUAGAGAGAGAGGUGGACCUCAGUACUGACCACACCUUUGAGUUGGUGGACCUCAGAAACACAAACAGCUUAUUGCUGGAGGAUUUUAAUAUUCCAACUAUGUUGUUUGAUAUGGAAGGUGACAUAGCUGAGGAUGAGGGUGAUGAAGAGGUAGCAUCAUUCAAUUUGCAGAAUCUCCAGCAGCCCUUACAGCCCUCUCCAGCAGGCACUCCUACAGCAGAUAAUAACAGCCCAGCAGAUAUUUUUGGUUCUAAUACUCAGAUUAAAAUGCCACCUCCUAGACCCAUGGGUGCUCCACCAGUCCCCAGGGGGGUGGCAAAUAAGCCAACAGGGACUCCUCCCCCUGAUGCUGGGUCUGAUAUGACAGGCGGAAUUGUGGCUGAAUUUGAACAGCCACUGCGUAGUUCUCCAAAACCAACAGAGAAGCCCAAAAAGCCCCCUCCUCCCCAGAGGCCGUCUGCUCCCCCCUCCAGACCCCCACAGCCUCAGAGGCCCCCCAUGGCACCCCAAGUAACAGGGCCAGCUAAAGCAGUUCCAGCAAAAGCCAAGCCACCAAUGAGGCCUCAAAUGAUGCCCAAAUCUGAGAGACCCUCGAGACCCAGCAUGAUAGGCCUGCCUACCAAUGUUUCUCAUGCUGGACAUGCCACCACUGUGGAGGAGGCUCAGAAAUUAAUAGAAAAACUAAUGGCUCAAAGCUCCAUUGACAUGGGUGACCUCCCUGAGCCUUUAUUGCCAGGGGCAGGGGCAGCUCCAGCACCAAUGCCAAGAACAAAAGCAGCCAGUACAUACGACUUAUCAAUGGACAGUAGCCCUUCAGUGCCACAGGCUGCACCAAGACAUAAACCAGAUGGGCUGCUAGCAGAAUCACAUGGGUUAUCAAAAAGUACAGGGAAUUUAAUUGCUGAUGAUAAUAUAGAACAAGACAAAUAUAAAAUAGUCACCAAUGAAGUAGAGUCCAGCCUUAAAGUGGAUUGGGGUGCAGCAAAGACAAAGGAGUCCGAGAAAGAAGCUGGGAAACCAACACCUGUUCCACGCCGAGAAAUACACAGUAUGUUUGUUGGGAAGAGCAGUCCAUCUCCACCAUUACCUCAACCAAGAACUAGUGCAAUUAAUAUAGCACCCCGAGGACCCCCUCCCCCAGUACCUGAGCCAGCAGGGAGGGGGCCACCACCACCCGUACCUGCAGCAAGAACAUCUAAAAGCCCAGACACUUCCCCCACUUCCCAGGCCUCUUCCACAAGGGGGCCACCACCCCCGGUUCCACCCUCUAGACCCUCGAAAGAAGAGAGCCGAGGACCUCCGCCUCCUGUCCCUACAACAAGACCUAUGAGACAGGACCUGCCUUCAGGAACCCCCGUUUCUGAGCAGUUGGGUUCCCCUGGGAUGAGCCCCCCUCCUACCCCUCCCCUGGGCAGUCCAGGGAGUCCACCCCCUCCUCCCCCUAACAGGACAGACUCCAUUUCCCCUCCAGAUAGCCCCAAUCACUUUGACUUUGGGCAGAGAAGUGAGGGUGGCUCGGCACCUCCACCAGCUGUACCACCACCCAUACCACAAAGACCUGGCAUGGAGCCUGGACAGAUGGGCACAGAGGAGAAGCCAUUUGUACCACCUAUACCACGUAGGCCUAAUGUUGCUCCAAUGGAUAGGCCCGCAUGAAUUUAGUACAUAAAUAUAUAAGAAAAGAAUUUUAUGUGUAGAAAGAUCUUGCAACAAGGGUAGUUAUCUGUUUUCAUAAUAGAUUGGCGUAUCUUGUGAAAUCUUAAAUCUGGAACUAUGUCAGAAUAACCUGUACUCGUAAGGAAAUGAAUGCACUUUUUGAUGUUUGUUGUAUGCUUUUUCAUUGCUAGACACAAAAGAUAAAUGAUAAUGAUUUAAUUUAUUGGAACUGUGUGACUGGUAUGAAUACUAAUCAGAUUUGGAAAUCUCAGUCUUUUUAUUAUUUUUACAACUGUUAUGGUGUCCUUUGUUUAUGUUGCUGUUUAUGUUGUUUGUUCACAAAAAAAGAGAGGAGCACAUACAAAGUUUUACAUGCUCCAUAUAAAACAUAAAUCCAAUGCUGGAGAUUAUGUAUCAAAAUGACAUUAGGUAUGUGUUGCCAGCAUUAAUGUAUUUACAAGAUGUCUGAUAUAAAUUGUAAUGGAAUAUAUUGCAUAUGCUUAUAUAUUGGGGGGGAAGUAAAUUAUUAAGGCAUUAUAUAGCAUUUAAAUUUGGUCAUUAGGCAUGAUAAAUAUUAUCAAUAUUUAAUAUGUAAUUGUUAUGUUGAAUGUCACUGGGAUCAAGCAAGGUAGGAAAAUUAUGCAUCUCUAGCAGAACCAUUUAUUUCUGUGAUAAGGUAGAAUAUUAUGUUGAGUAGAUUAUUGAGAAUUAUGCAAUAAUGAAGCUAGCU